This is a messenger RNA of Emiliania huxleyi CCMP1516, 929 nucleotides long. RefSeq lists its product as hypothetical. The transcript has a single exon. The record is from RefSeq and is a predicted model, not a curated record. Lineage: Eukaryota; Haptophyta; Isochrysidales; Noelaerhabdaceae. The coding region runs from base 15 to 929 and encodes 304 amino acids.
CUUUGGUUCUCACCAUGGCCGACUGCAAGCUGGCGCGGCAGGCGAAGCAGGACAAGCAGAGCGGCGGCGGGUGCUGCUCUCUGCCGUCCAACGUGCCGGACGCGGUGGCGGAGCAGUUCCCUGGCGGCAUGGGCUGGUGGGACAUGCCCAGGCCUCAGCAGCGGCUGCCUGCGCUCCGCGGGGCACUCAAGAGCUUCCCCUGGCGCGAGGGCGCGCCUCAGCUCUCUGGCUGCGUCUUCAGCCAGGCGCCCGCGGCGGAGGCGGCAAAGUUCAUGUAUGAGGCGACCAAGGUGGACGGCGUUUGGGAUCUGCUGCCCGAGAAGAUCCGCGGGGUUUACUGGAUGCGCGGCAACGGCGUCUCGGAGGAGCUCACCUCGCUGCAGUACGGCGUCUACUACCCCGACCGCCGGCUCCUGCUCGUGCCCUUUGCGCCUGCGACGUGGGGUUGGCCCGCAGGCACGCCCGCCAAUGCUCCCUACGGCGGUAACAUAUACGGCGGAGACCUGACUUACCUCUCGGCGGAGACCCUGCUCGGUGACGCCGGCGCCACCAAAGACCCUGCUACCCGGUCCGCCAAGGACUGGCUGUGCUUCUCCUACGCCUGGCGAGAUAGCUCGCUCGAGGACGCGUCGCUCGGCGCGCAGUUCGGCCCGCUCGACCAGCACGGAGGAAUGCAGGUGGCGGGCUGCAUCACUGGAAAGUUUGGCCUUCACCAGCUGCCGGGCGAGCAGCCGGGUGCGCUCUGGAAUCGCUCCUGCAAGUGGGGCGUCGGCCGGGCCGCUUGCCUCGAGUUUGGGAGUUACACCCUCACAAAGGUGAUCGACGCGGCCGGCGCGCCGCUCGAGCCGAAUCACUCGGAGUUCGUGGACUACAUGGGAGACGUGCCAAUCUUUUGCUGGACCGGGUUCGAGGACGAGGGUGGAGAGUAA